AUGUCGGUCACCAUACCUUUACGAACCCUCUCCCCGGUUGCAUCUGCUCGAACGGACGACUUUCAAACCGACCACAUUUGCUCAACAACCUCCGAAAUGUCCUCCUCCCUGCAACAUGAGCAUCAAGGGGUCUGCACAUGUGAGAUCAAAGGAAAGCAAGCUGCGAGAGACCAGGUGUUCAUAGCUGAAAAGCAUGACCCUUCAUGCGAACUAGUUAUGCCCGUGGAGUCCAGCCAACACCCACUAUUUCCACCGUUGCCGUCCUAUGGUCCUCCGUCGUUCGCUCGAAACCUCCAUUACUAUGCGUUUCAGGCCAUCUCGUUCUUCCUAUCGCUUGCAUUCCUCUCGGCCAUCUUUAUUGGCGCAUUGAUUUGUACAAUCGGUACAGCAAUCUCGGACACCGUAUCACGAUUAAAAGGCAAUAAUCCGGCUUCGAAAAGGAUAUUUCAGGCAGAGGAACAGACGCGCAGAUUGGCAAGGGCGAACUCGGAUAUGAAAUGGCACCUUCGGGAGCAAAAGAAGUAUGUGGAUGAAGAGCAAGGUCUGGACGAAUGCCCGCCACUCGAGGGAGGAAAGGAUCGGAUAGUCUGUGAUGUCGCCUACUACGCCAGAAGGGUAGGGCUUGACGUGGAGACGUUCCGUGUCCAGACCGAGGACGGAUUCAUCAUCACCCUUUGGCAUGUGUACAAUCCCCAGGAAUACACGGCCUUGUCGCCGGAACAAAGGCGGGAGCGCGGACCUGUUGUAUUCGAUUCGAAGAAAAGACCCACCUCCUCCCAGUCGAAUCGCCGAUAUCCCGUUCUUUUGAUUCACGGAUUGCUGCAAAGUGCUGGUACUUAUUGCACGAAUGACGACGAUAGUCUUGCAUUCUAUCUUUGCAAAUCAGGAUAUGAUGUCUGGCUUGGCAACAACCGCUGUGGGAUGAAACCCGAGCACACCAGUCUAUCCCCCUCUGAUCCACGCAUGUGGUCGUGGGAUAUCCGACACCUCGGGACUCUCGAUCUGGCUGCUCUCACAUCCCGGGUCCUGUAUGAGACGGGAUUCGAUAAGCUGGGUCUGGUAGGUCACUCGCAGGGGACUACUCAAACAUUUGUCGCCUUGGCGAAAACGCACCGACCAGAACUGGGAGAGCACAUCUCAGUAUUCUGUGCCCUCGCCCCGGCAGUGUAUGCCGGCCCGCUCGUGAGCAGACCGUAUUUCCGCUUCAUGCAACUUUUGUCCCCUGGGAUGUUUCGCCUCGUCUUUGGUAUCCAUUCCUUCAUCCCCUUUAUGCUUGCCGUUCAACGUGUGCUGCACCCGCGGAUAUAUGGCACUAUUGCGUACUGGGUCUUUUCUUUUCUCUUCGGCUGGUCCGAUGCGAGGUGGGAACGUGAUCUUCGUCAUCGCAUGUUUCAAUUUGCUCCUGUUUAUGUCAGUGCUGAGACUAUGCGCUGGUGGCUUGGAAGCGAAAGCUUUGCCAAACACAAGUGUAUACUUUCCACUAUCGAGGACUCUUUGGAGGAAGCCAACGAGGAUCGCCGAUAUCGUGGAGAAACCGGUAUCGAACACGGCGAUGACCCUAGUGAUGCGUGUCUCGAUUCCCGUGGGGAAAAAGCUUGGUUCGGACUUCAAACUCCUCCAUUCGCACUUUGGGUCGGUGGUUCAGACGCGCUUGUCGAUGGCCGGAAGCUCUUGGAUCGAUUUGAGAGCGGCCGUGAACCCAAUGUCCAGGUUGUCCAUGCGAAGGUUAUCGAUGAGUAUGAGCAUUUAGAUGUGCUUUGGGCGAUGGAUUCAGUGGAGAAGGUUGGGAAGGAGGUUCGACAAGUUCUUUUCAACACUAUGCCCGAUGAUGCGCGCGCUAUCUGUCGAGUACCUCGGGGCAUCAAUCCAAGCCUGCUAGAUUAG
This is a messenger RNA of Penicillium cinerascens, 1884 nucleotides long. Its product is annotated as putative ab-hydrolase associated lipase. The record is from RefSeq and is a predicted model, not a curated record. The transcript has a single exon. Lineage: Eukaryota; Fungi; Ascomycota; Eurotiomycetes; Eurotiales; Aspergillaceae. Bases 1 to 1884 code for a protein of 627 amino acids. Gene Ontology annotation, biological process: lipid metabolic process.